Messenger RNA from Marmota flaviventris (yellow-bellied marmot), 1495 nucleotides. NCBI's taxonomy places the organism in Eukaryota, Metazoa, Chordata, Mammalia, Rodentia, Sciuridae. The record is from RefSeq and is a predicted model, not a curated record.
AGGAGGCAGCGACCUCUUCCUCUUUCUGUGGGGCAUGAUGUAGACACCCCCGAGGGCCCAGCCAGCACAUCCUGUCCCCUGUGUCCUCUGUGGGGCCCAGCUCCAGACAGGGAGGCUGCAGGACCUGAGCCAUGGCCCCCUGCUCCAUUGUCCUCCUGGCCCUUGGGCUCUGCCUGGGCCAGGAGAUCCACGCACAGGAGGGGGCCCUGCCCAGACCCUCCAUCUCUGCUGAGCCAGGCUCUGUGAUCCCCCGGGGGAGGCCCGUGACCAUCGUGUGCCGGGGCCCUGCUGGGGUUCAGGACUUUCGCCUGGUGAAGGAGGGAAGCUCCCAGAUCUGGGAUAAGAAGAACAGUUCACCUUCUGAGCGAGAGGCCAGGUUCCUGUUCCCCUCCAUGAGUGAGGACACUGCUGGGCGUUAUCACUGCCUCUACCUAAAGUCCACGUGGUCUGAGCUCAGUGAAGACUUGAGCCUGGUGCUGAGCAGGGAGGACGUCACCCAGGCCCCCACCCCAGUCCCAGGUCAGCCAUCAGGUUGGUCCCCAGGUCCUGGACCCUGUCCCAGCUGCCAUCCUGUCCACAGCCUCCUGCCCCCACCUGACCCCAGGCCCCUCCCUCUGCACAGUGUCCCCUCAGCCUUCAUGCCCUGAGGUCCCUGGAGCCCUGGUCUCAUGGGCCACUUUGGGUGAUCUGGACACAGGUCCAGCAUGGGGAGGGCAUAGAGCUGGCUCUGCUGCUGGGUGGGGAGGGGUCCCCAGAGAUGGCUGGGGGCAGACCCCUUCCAGAACAGUGUCUCUUCACUCAGAUGGAGGGUUCACUGUCCUUCCCAUGGGGCCAGAGCCUGGGUGGCUGAGGGUGACAUCUGGUGUAGUCCCCUCCCACUGGGCAGGUCACCUGGCCCAGGGAUAGCCCUGAUCACGACUGGAAGGGGCACUGGGGAAGCUUUGGGAUGUGAUGGUCCAUGUCCUGUGUGUGCUAAGUCUGGAGUUAGUGAUCAGGAGGGUCAGCCCAUCCCAGAGAGGGACAGGGGACAUUCUCCAUUUAAAGCCAAGUAUUCUCUCCCUUCUCUGUGAAUUCUGCUGUAACCCAGACAUCCUGGGGGCCAGAUGCACAGUGUCCAGGGGUGGGACAGAUGUACAGUGUCCUGGGGUGGGGCCCUAGUCAGUUCUGGGGGCGCUCACUAGUUUAUCCUGAGGCUUUGACUGGUCCCCAGUAUCCUGGGUACUUACUGGUGACACAGGACCACGUAGGUGAGGUCAGUGCCCAGACCCUGUGACCCUGUGUACUGGGUGAGGCUCCCCACACUGCGUGCCCAUGACCAGGACGUGCUGGUGAGUGCUGGUGGGUGCACAGCAGGAUCAGCUCAGGUGCCCUCUGGGUCCCCAGGUCUCCUUGCCCACCCUGGGGGUCUGCAAAGGUCACCCAUAAUCCAGGGUACAGGAGAGGGUCCAGGCAGGAGUUAGAGGACACUGUGGGAGGUGAGGGACGGUCCACAGGA